Molecule: messenger RNA, 3672 nt
Organism: Aspergillus puulaauensis
Lineage: Eukaryota; Fungi; Ascomycota; Eurotiomycetes; Eurotiales; Aspergillaceae
Exons: 9
Coding region: 1-3672 (1223 amino acids)
Biological process (GO): lipid metabolic process
Molecular function (GO): phosphoric diester hydrolase activity; glycosaminoglycan binding; N-acetylglucosamine-6-sulfatase activity
Source: RefSeq, a predicted model, not a curated record
AUGUUGCUCACCCUGCCUCUGGUGCUCCUUUGGGGCCUCGCGGCCGCAAGGCCCAAUAUCCUCUUCAUCCUCACUGAUGACCAAGGAAAAUACAUGGGAGGAAUGGAUCAUAUGCCUCGUCUGCAGGAACUCAUCGUCAAAAAAGGCACAUCAUAUGAAAGCCAUUUCUGCUCCACGGCCGUCUGCUGCCCAUCUCGGGCUAACAUCUGGACGGGCAAGAUGCCGCACAACACCAACAUCACCGACGUGGGCAUGCCAUACGGAGGCUACCAACGAGUAGUCGAAGCAGGGUGGAACGACAACUACCUGCCUAUCUGGAUGCAGGAGGCCGGCUACGCAUCGUACUAUGUCGGCAAACUCUGGAACGCCCACACCCCGGACAACUACAACAAGCCCUAUGCGAAGGGGUUCAAUGGGUCCGAGUUCUUGCUCGACCCAUUUACCUACCGCUACUGGUUCCCCAAGCUCACCCGGAAUGGAAACCCGCCGGUCGACUAUAGUGGGAACUACUCGACUGACCUGCUUACGCAGAAGGCGCUUGGGUUCCUCGAUGAUGCCUUGGAGACGCCUGACCAGCCCUGGAUGUUGACGGUUGCGCCGAAUGCGCCGCAUUCGAACGGCUCGAAUACGGCUGAUGGUGUGCAUUGGUUUGGGGACCCUGAGUACCCGGACCGUUACGCGGAUUUGUUCAAGGACUACAAGAUCCCCAGAGACAAGAGCUUCAACACUGCCAUUGAAGGCGCGGUUAGCUGGGUCAAGGAUCUGAAACCGCUGGGUCCGAAGCAGGUUGACUACAUUGACGAAUACCAACGCCGCCGACUGCGUGCUCUGCAGCCAGUGGAUGAGAUGAUCGACAAGCUCAUCUCUAGACUGGAUAAGGCUGGGGUUCUUGAGAAUACGUAUGUCGUCUUUUCCACCGACAAUGGGUACCAUGUGGGACAGCAUGCUAUGCAGCCGGGGAAGAACUGCGGAUAUGACACGGAUACAAACGUCCCCUUGGUCAUUCGAGGACCCGGCAUCGAAGAGGGUGCUACCGUAGACGUUGUCACAAGUCAUACCGACCUUGCCCCGACGUUCCUUUCUAUUGCUGGGGCCUCAGGACGAAAGGGCCUGGAUGGAAAGUCCGUCCUUAACCUGGACACAGCAGCAAAAAACAAGACAGAGCACGCUGCGAUUGAAUACUGGGGCUGGGCCGUCCCAGAGGGUAUCUACGGAUACAUCAGCAACCAGACCGACCAGGCUGAUAACGCGUACAACGGCAACACCUACAAGGGCUUGCGUUUAGUCUCGGACGACUACAGCUUCUACUAUGCAGUAUACUGUAAUAACGAAAGAGAGUUCUACGACCUCAAGGCCGACCCCCGCCAAACAAUCAACCUGGCCGCACAGCCGGCCAAACACCAGGACUACAAAAUCGCCAACAGGCCACUGCAGCAGGUCUUCCAACGCGCAAACGCCCUCAUGAUGGUCCUGAAAUCAUGCACGGAGGACUCCUGCCGAGACCCCUGGGCCCAGCUGCACCCCGCAGGCGCUGUGCAAAACAUCGUCGACGCCCUGGACAAGUCGUUCGACAAGUUCUACGCAAACCAGCCCCGGGUUUCCUUCACGGAGUGCUCGCUGGGAUAUCAUAUCUGGGCCGAGGGGCCGCAGAAGUUCAACGUCUAUGGGGAGAAACCAAACCGUGUUGGUGCGCGGGAUAGUGAUGAUAAGGGCUUGUCGAGUCAUACUGUGAGCUUUUCGGAUAUCACGCUUUUCGCGAGUAUCACAGUGGCCGUUAUGAGCAAGAAGAGGAAAUGGGCUGGAAAACCCUUCACUUACGCCAGCGAUUUCGUAUACCGGUUUACUGGAAGGGAUGUCUUCCCCCCUCCUUUUAACCACGAGCAAAGACCAUAUCCAAGCACGCUCAUAGGAAACAACGGGCCGGCUUCAGACGAUAUGCUGCCUGAUCAAACCACUGGUGCUAUAGACGCGUCUUCGAACGAAAAUGACACAUCAAUAUCCGACCGAGAAACCGAGGGCUGGACGCUACCUUCUAUGCCGCGCCGAAGCGAUAGCGCCAUUGAUCUCGGCGAUUUCAUGCAUCCCACGCCGUUUGGAGAUGGUGGUGCCGGUGCCGGUGCCGGUGUCCAGGCUGGUAGCGCAUCAGUCACUCCAACGUUCCCACACGGUGUUCAUUUGCCACCUGGGGGUGGGAAUCCUGCAACAGUCGGGGUGCCGUCGAGUAAUGUUGAUACUGGAGACACCGGGCAGUCGGCACAGACUAGACAAGAUGAGCCUGGUGGAAGCUCAGGUGGUACUCCUCCAGACGGAAAAUGUGUCCGUUUCUCGUCGACCAAUGCCUAUAUUGAUUCUAGUUUCACAGCCUCGCAGGGCCCGAGCGGACCUGUGCGAAAAAGUCAGACUCCUAUUCCUGAGCCAUCAGCUGGAUCACCUCUGGACGAGCUCCCUCUAAACGAGCAGGGCCCUGGACAUACGGGAUUCGGCGAUUCCCAAGAAUCAGGUCCGCAUCCGCAUACGGCCAACCCUGUAGACGAGUCUUCCACUUCUGGCAACAAUACCGUGUUAUCUUCGGGGAUCGGUGCUGGCCCAGGCGCUCGGUCAGAAGAACCUCCAGGGAACCCUUGUGACGAUGACGCGGCGGAAACCCCAUCUGGGACCGGAGGUUCGGACCAGGGGGGUCAGGGACCUCCGCCAGGCGAGGGAGCAUCGGGACAACCUGGCAAUUCUCGACGAGAGGGCGAGGGUGGGCCAAGUGGCGAUGGACGACAUGAUGGAGAAAGACGACAAGGCGAUAAACCACAGCAUCCGACUGCAGGUGAAGGCAGCUCGCGGCAGUCCCCUACCACGAAAUACCCAAUUUUUCAUCCUCAGGUGAUAUCCGACCAAGCGCACCCAUCGCUAUUCCUCAAAGGAACACCCAGAGCUCAUGCAACGCUUGCUUACACCUCUGCUGGCGUGACGGCACGAAUUCGGAUAUCCAAGGACAACGUUCCUUUCGUUUUCCCUGAUGAGACGCUGUCGCGCUUCAACGAUUCACGAAAACCAGAAGAGCUGGAUUGGUCGGAGCUGUCGGGGAUCCAUCUAAGGCCAGGAAGGGAUCAGGAUGCGGGUAUUAUGAAUCUAAACGGCCUGCUGGAGUCGUUAUGCUUUGAGGGGUGCCUGCAUAGAAAGGUGUAUCUGGAAAUUAAGUCACGGCGUCCGGCCGCAAGAGUUGCCGAAGCUAUCUCGAGCGUGGUGCACAAAACUUCGCAGCCUGAAAUGUGGAGAGCCCGUAUAGUUAUUUUCAUACCGGACGAAAUCGAUCGCGUUGUCUUCGGGAUGUAUUUUGCCGGGUACAGGCUUGUGCUAAACUGCAAGGGAGAUCUGAAACUGGCGGAAAGGGUUUAUAGCCCUCACCAUCUCCUGCAGUUCAAAUUCAACUCUGAGGUCCUCGCUGCCAAAGGCUGGUCGGCGUUCAUGGACAACGCAAGAAGAGAAGGUAGAGACGUGUACGUUGAGGCUGACAGCACGGACGAUAUGAAAUUGUGCAUCCGAGCUGGGGUUACAGGGAUAGUGACUGACCACACUCGAGUGCUUGACGGGCUAUGCUGGGAAUCCAUAAACGCCAACCCAGACUGGAUGAAUCCGAAGCGAAGGCGAAGGUUCUGGCCAAACUCUAAACUUCGAGGCUAA